AAAAAGUAUGGCAAGUUCCAGUCAACAACAACAACAAGAAGAAGAAGAAGACUCAAAGUUGGAUCAUAUUUUGUCGCAAACACUAGAAGAGUUUUCAAUUAGUGACAAUGGAGUAAAUGAAAGUGUUCCCAAUAGCUCGGACCAAGAUAGGAAGGAUUAUACUUCUUCUUUAGAACAAGUCUUAAAUAUGUUGUCCCAAGAGGAACAGACAAAAGGGUCCGAAGACUAUGAUCAAUUGUUACAAAGUCUUGUUUCACAACUUUCCACUUUGGAAGGUGAAAAAGGAGGAGAAGAAGCAACAACUGAUGGUAGACAAGAGGAAACUCAAAGUGGUUCAAGGGAUUUUGUGGGUCAAGAACAGCGCAACACCGAAGACGACUUGGAGAAUAUUAUGCAAGUCAUAGUCAAACAAUUAUUAUCCAGAGAAAUACUACAGGAACCUAUGGAACAACUUUAUCUGCGGUAUUGUUCGUGGUUGGAUGAGAAUGGGAGUUCCUCAGAAGACUAUGAAAGAUACGUACAACAGAAGCAAUUGGUGUAUCAAAUAUGUGAAGAAUAUCGUGGAGAAGGAGACACUGAUACAGUCCUACAGUUGCUACAAGAAAUGCAAAGUUUGGGUGCUCCUCCUCCCAAUGUUAUUUCACAAGUAGAAGAAGACAAUGAAUCAGUAGAUUCGCAGUUGAGAGAUUUACAGAAUAUUCAAUGUCGUAAUCAAUAAGAGUGUCGUCUUAUGGAUAUAUAUAUAUAUAUAUAUAGAUAGAUAGAUAGAUA
Messenger RNA from Galdieria sulphuraria, 771 nucleotides. Its product is annotated as peroxin 19-1. NCBI's taxonomy places the organism in Eukaryota, Rhodophyta, Bangiophyceae, Galdieriales, Galdieriaceae. Gene Ontology annotation, biological process: protein import into peroxisome membrane. The record is from RefSeq and is a predicted model, not a curated record. Gene Ontology annotation, cellular component: peroxisome; peroxisomal membrane. Bases 8 to 718 code for a protein of 236 amino acids. The transcript has 2 exons.